AUGUCGACUGCACUCUUCUAUAGUAUCUUCUCCGUCGCCGUAAUCCUUAGUCCACAGUUAACUGUGACAGCACAACCAUCGGCUGCUGUGUGUGAUACAACCUGGUCUAAUGAAAAUGCAUCUGCUGCAGUUAAUGCUCAAUGGUACAAUGCAAAUGCAUGUGCUGUAGCUACUGCUCAAUGGAACAAUGCAUCGUGGCGUAGUGAUCAGGUGGGUGCCAUGCAAAAUGCCAAUUGGGAAAAUAGUUCAUGUUCAAUUUAUAUUAUUACGAACUCCUCAUGCAAUCAAGGAUCUGUGCCCAUACUGGCUGUGAAUGCCACAUGGCCUGAACAUGUUCAGACAACUGUAGAAUUUGCCAGUGCAAAUAAUCUUCGUUUGGUCAUCAAAACGACAGGACAUGAUUAUUUGGGUCGAUCAACAGCCGCUGAUUCUCUUCUUCUCUGGCUUCAUUAUAUGAAAAACAUGACAUUCAUGGAAAAUUUCACAACGUGUGAUGGUUCUAAUCUGUCGAACGCUAUUCGUGUCGGUGCCGGUGUGCAAUGGGGUCAAGUAUACGCAUGGCUGACUCAAUACAAUUUGACGGCGAUCGGUGGAGCAGCAUCCACUGUGUGUGCCGCUGGUGGUUACUUGCAAGGGGGUGGUCAUAGUCCAUUGUCACGUUGGAAGGGCAUGGCUGCGGACCAAGUACUCGAAUUCGAUGUUAUCAUGGCGAAUGGACAACGACAGACAGUAAACGCCUGUCAAAAUACCGAUUUGUUCUGGGCAUUACGAGGUGGAGGUGGUGGCACUUUUGCUAUUGUACUCUCAGUCGUCCUACGAACUUAUCCAUCACCGCCCCUCGUGGUAGGUUUAUACAGUAUCACCGCAUCUAAUGGGACCACCUACAGUAGUUUGAUUCAUAACUUUAUUGGAUACUUACCCACACUGGCCGAUCGCGGAUGGGCCGGAUAUUUCAACAUGAAAGAUACCAAUCUGGUGAUCUCAUUCAUUCAGCCGUAUGGAAAAUUGACUGAAGCCUAUGCAAUAUUGCCCUAUCUAUUAACCAACAAUACAGAUUCACAAAUCAAUUACAAUUUCACCACUGCUGCACCCUCAUUUUACGAUUUUUUUAUCCAAGUUCUUGCACCGGGAAAUCCAACAGGUUACAAUGUCUUGCUCGGUUCACGUCUCAUACCGGAAACGAUUGUUCGUAAUCAAUCAUAUCAACUCGCUGAAACAUUCCUUCAAGCCAACGGGUUAAGUCAAACUGGAUCGACUCUUUUGGGACAUCUGGUAGCUGGUGGUCAAGUGUCUAAUGUAUCAAGCACGAACAAUAAUAGUGUUAAUCCAGUCUGGCGCACAUCUCUUCUUCACAUGGUUUUCGCAGUAACAUGGCCCGAUGAAAUAUCCGAGUCUCUUCUACAAGAGAUUCCUGCAUAUGUCAGAAGUCAAGUAGCAAUCUUACAAACAAUGGCAGGUGGUUCACAAUCUGGCUGCUAUUUGAAUGAAGCCGAUCCAAAUGAACUCAAUUGGCAACAGAAAUUUUUUGGUACACAAGCCAACUAUGAUCGACUCAAAUCAAUCAAACAAACAGCUGAUCCACUCGGAUUAUUUGUCUGUAAGGAUUGCGUGGGAAGUGAUGAUUGGUCAUCAGAUCUCAAUUGUCUAUUAACAUCAAGUGCUACGAAAGUCGGAGUAACAAUCAUGUUCGCCAUAAUCGAAGUUGUUGUAUUGGCACAUUGA
Messenger RNA from Didymodactylos carnosus, 1722 nucleotides. NCBI's taxonomy places the organism in Eukaryota, Metazoa, Rotifera, Eurotatoria, Philodinida, Philodinidae. The record is from the annotation of a GenBank genome assembly.